This is a messenger RNA of Oncorhynchus kisutch (coho salmon), 693 nucleotides long. RefSeq names its product WD repeat-containing and planar cell polarity effector protein fritz homolog. The transcript has 6 exons. The record is from RefSeq and is a predicted model, not a curated record. Gene Ontology annotation, biological process: cilium organization; nervous system development; establishment of protein localization. Gene Ontology annotation, cellular component: axonemal basal plate. NCBI's taxonomy places the organism in Eukaryota, Metazoa, Chordata, Actinopteri, Salmoniformes, Salmonidae. The coding region runs from base 64 to 513 and encodes 149 amino acids.
CCUGGGGGGCUGGAGGGGCUGUGGUGGGCUGGGGGGACGGGGCUGGAGGGAGCUGAUACACUGAUGCUGGCCUUCCAUGGAGGACCACUGGCCGCACUGAGGUUCAGACUGGGUGCUCUGUCAGGGGGUCAGCUGGGUCCAGGAGAGCUGUUGCAACAGAGGUUACGCUGUGGCCAGGUGGACCAGGCUCUAGGAAUUCUGGGAGCCAUGGAGUGGAGCACUAUGGGAACGGAGUGUUACCGGGCACUGACCUCUGUCACAGACUACCUGCUGAGGCUAGAGCUGGACCAGACCAGAGAGGCCCAGUUGGAGGCAGCUCUGGGUGUGUUCUACGCUCCGCCCCGCCCCCUCUCUGACUCGGUGGUUCUAGAAUACAGAGGGCCAAUCAGCAAGUACGCCCGACGCUUCUUUCACCACCUACUCAGACACCAGCGCUUUGAGAAGGCCUUCCUGCUGGCGGUUGACAUUGGAGCUAGAGACCUGUUUAUGGAUCUCCAUUACUGUGGCGUGUGAUAAGGGAGAGGUGUUCUGGCAGAAGUGGCCCGGAGGAAGGCUAAUGAAUCCAUGCUGAAGAAGGAGUUAACGACCACGUUGGGAAACCACGCAGAGCAGGACCGACCAACAGGAGCUGGCCACUGGAGGAGAGAAACACCGGGACCCUGAGCACUGAUCAGGCAUGACCAUGGAGACAAA